Molecule: messenger RNA, 1496 nt
Organism: Andrographis paniculata
Lineage: Eukaryota; Viridiplantae; Streptophyta; Magnoliopsida; Lamiales; Acanthaceae
Product: pre-mRNA splicing factor SR-like 1
Exons: 5
Coding region: 171-1319 (382 amino acids)
Cellular component (GO): precatalytic spliceosome
Source: RefSeq, a predicted model, not a curated record
UAUAAAAAUCAGUGACUCGUCUUACAAGUUGAGUCCACAUUCUAUUUUGGCUCUUUUGGGAACACUGCUAGGCGUUCGUAAUCCCAACUAGGGUUGGGAAUCCUCGUCCCGAUUCGGUCUCGUUGUUCCUCCAAUUCAUCGAUUCUGGUUCAGGAAGUGGGUGAUUCAGUAUGGCUGAAGUAAAGUCUUCAGGGAGACCUAUUGAUCAGUUGAUUGAGAAGGUCCUGUGCAUGAAUAUACUUUCCUCUGAUUACUUCCGUGAUCUUUUGAGACUGAAAACAUAUCACGAAGUGAUUGAUGAGAUUUAUGUUACUGUCACUCAUGUGGAGCCCUGGAUGACUGGAAACUGCCGGGGGCCGUCGACUGCAUUCUGCCUUCUUUACAAGUUCUUCACCAUGAAACUCACUGUCAAACAGAUGCAUGGCUUGUUGCAGCACCCGGAUUCCCCUUAUAUAAGAGCAAUCGGAUUUCUUUACUUAAGAUAUGCUGCAGAUCCAAAGACAUUAUGGGGUUGGUAUGAACCAUACCUGAAAGAUGAUGAGGAAUUCUCUCCGGGUUCUGAUGGCCGAAUGACUACAAUGGGUGUGUAUAUUCGCGAUGUACUUCUCGGACAGUAUUACUUUGACACACUUUUCCCCCGCAUCCCUGUUCCUGUCUUGCGAACUAUUACAUCGAAACUUGAAAGUAUGAAAUUGCCCACAAAACUUUGUGGAGUUACUGGUGAGAACACCCGCGGAUCCGAUGAGACUGCAAGGAGGCCACCGUCUGUCAAAGCUUCACUUUCAGUCUCCUUUGGUCAGCGUGCUCCCCAUCGCGCAUCAACCCGGGAUUCUUCACCAGUUCGUCGUGCUGUAACUCCUUCACGAGGGAGAGAUGACAACGGAAGGAGGUCACCCUAUAACCGUGAUUUACCUGAUCGAGAUUAUCCAGACAAGGGCAGGGGCAGGGAAAGAGACAGGGACCAUAUCCGAGAUAGAGAGAGGGAUCGAGAAAGGGACAGGAAUCGAGACAGGAGGUCUCGAGACGGCCAUUAUGAUCGAAGGAGUCGAGGUAGUUCCCGCAGAAGCCGGAGUAGAAGCCGGAGCAGGAGCAGGAGCAGAAGUCGAAGUGUUUAUGAUCGCGAUCAUACGAGCUCUAGCACUUUCGAACACAGCAACAGGGAAAAGACAUCGGCAUCCAGUAAUCUGGCAAAGCUUAAAGAUUUAUACGGCGACUUGACCGGGAAUAGUCGGAAGGAGGAAUCGGGUAAGGACAAGGAGCCGAUUGGCGCCAGCGGCACAGAGGAGGUGAUCAGACUCGGCGGCUGUUCAUGGAGGUAAAAAAAGUAAAAAACCAUCUCUUUUUAUCUCUACAACUCUACUCUGGCCCAGUCAGUCAGCUUAAUUUCAUGUUUAAUGCAUCAGAGGAUUGUUGAAUGACUGCUUAUAGACAUAUAAUUAUUGUAAGCUACUUUGUAAUUUGAUACCAAAUUAUCAAGUUUGUGUCAUUUUGGCUUA